CCCAGUAUUUUAAAGCCAGGUUCGUAUGGAAAUGCCUUCACUCCACUUGCACUGCUGUUGGACUCGCCGUCGUUGCUUCCAUCCGUCUGUCUGUCUCUAUUCUUUUGGUGCACUCAUCUGUUGGUUAACACACAGUCUGCGCCUCAUCUCCGCUCUCUAACCUUUACUGAGCCCAUUUUGACUAAUCUCUCUUAUUAGUUGCGACUGAUGCCUCAUCCAACCUGCCCUUGUUUUUGAUAUUAUUUUUUUUUUAAUCUCUCUGAGAUCAAGAAAUAAAAGGAUUGGAAGAGGAAACAGGUUUAAUUUAAGGCAGGGCUUAUGUUCUCUAAGCUUUCAGACCAUUUCAUUACACAGCCUUUAGUCAGACUUCUCUGGAAAAAUAAACAAAUCAGCGAGUGUUUCACAGGCGGCUGCUUUAGGGAGCAUUUUAUUCUCCUCCUUUCUCCAAGACUCAUAGAUCAGCUAAUCCCCAAAAUCAAUAUACAUGUUCACUAUGAGCGUUGCAGCAUAAUGCUGCAGUAAGGGACAGAAGCAUAGCCAAUGCCGGUGGGAGGGGAGGCUUUCACUGCAGCAGAUUCUGCAGCGUUUUCCUACACAAUGAAUAUCGGGUUGUCCUUUCAUGUUCACCAGGCAGGAGGCGACACCCACGAUCAGCCAUUUAGCCUGCACAGUUCUGAGUUGAUACAGGGAGGCUGCCUCGGCCCGGCACAGAUUCCUUUCUUAUCUCUUCCCGCGGCGGAAGGGAUCUGACUGUCUCGCAGAGUAAAGCACAGCUCAUACGUCCAUGAAAUGGAGAGGAUGAAAGAAAAUACCAAACAGGAAGUGAAGCCUCUCCCUAUCUUGGGAGGCGAGCAUCAGCCAGAUGUUUUUGGAUAGAUUUAUUCCGGUGUCUGUGAUAGCGAUCAGUUGUUGUUUUUACAACCGACAUACUCAUUUAUUUAUUUUAUUUUAUUUUUUUCUAACAAAUGGGGCAAAGGAAGGCAACAGUUGAGAAUAUUUAAAAAAAUCAAAAUCAAAAGACCUUGUAAGUGGAGAUGCAGUGUGUGCUGUGUGUGCGACUACCACUCCCCUUCACAUGCACUAACCCAUUCAAGCCCAGCUCACCUCCACCACCCCAGAAAGUCACCUCCACCAUGGCUCAGCCUGCUCUGUUCUGCCCCCCCCCCCCCGACCCCCCUCUGUCCAGACCUCCUCUUUUGCCAAAGAGAACUAAUUGAGCCCUGUUGAGCCAUCACCUUUCUCUCUGUGCCUGAUCCACCCGAAACUAACACAAAUUGGAGUUGUGUUUCACCCGCCCUCCACCACCAACUCGCCCCACCCUUCUGUAUGUGUACCAUUCACAGUGCGCUACUAACACCGACGAUCCUUUUUGUUAAAGCUCUUUAACAAAAAGCUGCAUGCUGUUUUGUUCCAACCCCUCCACUUUCUGUUUGUGAAAGUUGAUGUCAAUCUCUUUGUGAUUAUAAAUAUCCUUUUUAUUUUUUUUGGUUUGUAUGUUUGUUUUUUUUUUUUGGUAGAAUGCAGCACUCUGGUGAAUGUUAGACAAGCUUGGAAUAGUUAUAAUCACAACAGAAAAAAAAAACACUGCUUAUUAAGAAAAUCAUCGUUUAUUUGUGCUUGAGGAUGUAGUGUGCAGUGGUGGGACGGUCUUGCAUUUCACUUAAAUGUUUUUGUUUUCUGACCCAUACUAGUGAUAUAACGGUCUCAGACAUGUACAUUUGGCCCCAGAGAUUUUCCUUGUUGUGCUUGUUCUUGCGCUCCUCCUCUUGCCUCUUUGGUGUAUUGUCAGUCGCCUGAUCUUGUCCACAUCUACAGUGUUUGUACACGUUGUCAUAGCAAUCAUUAGUAUUGAAAGAGGCAUACAUUGGUGUCUUUUUAAUAAUGAUUUUAAAUCAAAAGUGUGCACAUGGUUAGGACCAGGCCAUUGAUAACAGACCAGAGAUGCUUGAGGUGUCCAAAAACCUGCACAAAAGCUAUUUGUAGCGCAUCGAAUGGGGCUACAUGCACAUAGUGUCUCCCUCUCUUCACCUGCACACCCACAUACCCCCUCACUUGUGCAUAUUCUGUCCACCCUGGGCCUUGUAAUGGUAAUCCAAGGCCCACUAGCUCCACUUCUGUCUCUUCCUCUCGCUAUAUUUUUGUGAUAGCUGCAUAUGUUUCAUGGUUUUACGGAAUCACAGCAAGCUUGGAGUUUCUGGUCUUCGUUUUGUUAAUGCAAGAUUUCCAUACCUCGUUUCUGUGUCACUUUUGUGUGCAAAGACCUUGCUCUGUAGUGGUUCAUAUAUGUAUGCGUGUGUGAUACAUAUAUUGUCCCCUCCUUCCUCCCACUCCUCCUUAACUUCUCAAGUUAGUGGAUGUGACUUUAUGUGUUAUUUUAGUCAUCCCAACAAAAACAAAAAUAGAAAUGCUCAUGCCCAAUUUCUUUGCUUUAAAAAUAAAUAACUCUGAACUCCUAUUGAAGGAGGUUGUCCUGUAGAUUACAGGCUACACAUAGCCUCAUGUAUACAACGUAGUAGAAAGCCUACCCUUUCUCUCAGUCGCCCACCCUCUACCCCCUCACCCCUACCCGCCCUUACACCCCUUGUGCUGGAAGACACUGAUAUUACACGCUGUAGGUGAUGUGGAUGAUGAUAAUGAUGAUGGUGGUGGUGGUGGUUGUGCUGAUGAUGAUAGUGUGAUUUGAGUGUUUUUUUAUUUAGCUUUUGUUUUGUUUGUUAUUUGAUCAGUACCCAAACGGGGAAAUGCUCCUCUUAUUAUUGGAAUAUCUUUGGUUUUUUUCUCCUCUGUUCUCUCUGCUAGGAUAACAUCGGACACCGGCUGCUUCAGAAACAUGGCUGGAAGUUGGGGCAAGGUCUCGGCAAAAGCAUGCAGGGUAAGGUUUGUUGGAUCCCCUCUGUAUGUCAGUAUGUGUGUGUGUGUGUGUGUGUGUGUGUGUGUGUGUGUGGGUGUGUUUUCUUUCUCCCACUCUGCAGUUGACCUCAAUGUAACACCCCUUUUACAGUGUACCGUAGGCUAAUGGCCUCUGUCAGCUUCCUCCUCUUUGCUUCAUAAUCACUAAACCUUUAUUUCAAUCUGCACAAAGAGUACGAAGUGCUUCGAUUUGAACAAAUAACAACAAUCCAUUUUAAAUCGAGGUAGAUUUAGGAAGCCAUGAUUCCAUCACAUCCCUUAGAAUCAUCGUCUCCACGUGUUUUAUUUUUUCCUCUUUGAGUUUCCGUUGCUGCUGUCGGGUAUCUGAUUGGCUGUAACCACGGCUAAGACUUUGAAUGGCUUGCAGAGUAGACGAGUUUUCUCCCCUCUGCUUGUUUGCCUGUUUCUACCUCCAAACCUGUGAAACUUGUCUGUGUGUGUGUGGUCGUUAUGUGGGACUGAGAUGUGUGUGUCUGUUACUGACCGGGCCAUAGAGUCAACUUACAGGGAAAAUCUCACCACCACCACCACCACCACCACCACCCCACCCGAAUGUCUCUGUCCCCAUGGUUACACGCUCCCUUCCUCCCCCCACCCCUCCUGCACAGCAUGUUUGUCCCAGAGGUGCACUCCUGCCUGCCUCCAAACCGUCACACUCACCUGGGGGCUUUAAGCAGUGUUGGAGUGAUUUGAUCCUGCCCAUGUUGUGCUGAUGGUAAACUUAGUGGUAAAUGUUAUUUUAUCCCCCAAUUGGAUUGUUUUUUUAUUUUAUUUUAAUUUCUCCCAUUUUUAUUUGUUUUCCUCUCAUCAGAGCACCAAUGCCACAUAGGCUUUCAAUUCUCUCUGUAUUAGUCCUCAUUCUGCUGCUUGUAUAUUAUCAUGCGUAUGUAUUACUCUUAGAACAUUGUCAUUUUGUUUGUUUUCAGUUUUUUCUUUUUUUUUAAACCUUGUGAUUCACACCCUGUGAUUUAGAUGCACAUUGUUUUUGUCUGGUCCCUUUCUUUUCCACUGGAAUGGGUAAUGUGGAAGUAUUGUCACUGUGUUUAAAGAUUGGUGAUAGUUUGGGAUGACUGUAAUUGUUCAUUAAUCUUUAAUUCUGGGCCAUGCUUGCGACUCCACUCAGACAGACCACUGCAGUGGCCGACGAACAGACCCAGCACCUGUUUUUUGAGGGGGGGGGUUCACUUCUCUAUCGCAAGUUGGGCAAAGAGCGUCUAUCAGUAGAUGGUCUCGUGAUCUAGACGUCACAAAAAUCCUAAUGGAAUGCGGCCUCAACAAUUACGCAAUCAUGAAAUAAAAGAGUUCGGUUUUCCAGCUAAAAGUCCACCCGGCUGACGGACACUGCAGUGGGACUGAGAGUCCAGCUAGGCCAUUAUGUGUUACAAUGCCCAUGCAUUUAUGAUUUCAGAAUGAAUAUGUCAUUGGGCUGUGAUGACUAAAUUACUCAGUGAAAGCACAGGAAUGACACAGAUAUUGGAAUUGAAUUAAUAAUAAUUUUUACCUUCCUCCGUCCAAGAAUGUGUCAGGAAGUUUAAAGUAAUAGUUUAAGGAAAAGCUCAAAGCUUCCAAAUGCAUUAAUAUUUAGUGCAUUAUACAUGUUGACUGACUUUGGGCUCUUUUUUUGGCUCCAAGUAUUAAUUAUUUUGGCAACGCCAGUGGAAAAUGUAUCUUAAUUUUGAGUCUAAUUUGAAAAUAAACCACUAGCCCAACUUGGCUCAGACAGCACAGCAGUUAAACUUUGAUAUGUAUAUUUUCAAGCCCAAUGCUUGUUGUUAUUCCAUAUGCCCAAUGGUAUACAUAAAAUAAUAAUUCAUAAGAAACUUGAAUAUGUGGGGAAAAAAAAAAAAAACUGAAACCAAACUUAAUUGAUAAUCACUAUCAGUAAGAUUGAUUAUUGUAUCUGGCUGGCAACAGGAGCAGCAGAACUAGUCCAAAUUAUUUGUAUGCCUUUUUGUUUUGAGACCCCCCCUCCCCACCCCUCUCCCCCUGUCUAUCUAUCUGUCUGUCUGUCCCCCCCUUCCUUCUCCUCCCCCCCCUUCCCAUCCCCAUGUUUUACCAGGUAAGUAUCCCCAUCCCUUGCACUGUCACCAUGGCGAUACCUGGCCUGUGACGUCACUCUGCUGUAGUUCAGUGCUUGUGUCCUUUUUUAAUUUUUACUGUCUUUCUCUCUGCUUUGUUUGGCUGAUUUAUGAGUGGAUUAAGCAAUUCUGUGUCAAUCUCCAAAGUAGUUUUGAUUUUUUUAUAUAUAUAUUUUAUAUCUUUAAUGUUUCAUUCUGUUUUUUUGGUUGUCUUUGGUUUGUUUAUUUUCCUACAGUUAAUUUCCUUCCGAUCCAGCUCUUUUCACAGCUUACGUAAUGUAAAUUUAAAUAGGAUGGGGGCGGGGAGUGAAUUUGGACGUCAGGACAGUUGAAGGGUGCAAGUGUCAGUCCGCCUGCGGACAGUUCAGAAAGAGAUGGUGCAAUAGGCCCGAGAUAAUAUUGGGACACUCUCCAUGGAGGGUGUCGCAGUGGUGCUCAGUGAGCAGUGGCAGCAGCUGCUUGGCCUGUUGCAAGUCCCUUCUCACACACACAAACGCACACUAACGCACCACACGCAGCCCCUCAAGCUGUAGCGUCCUUGAUAAAUUCUGCAUUCUGGUUUAACAGGACUGCAGCAGUGAACGGGUGGAGGAGGGGUGGUGCGUUGUGCGCCUACACUGAGAAGAUACGUAAUCAGAUUGCCGUCAAGCUGACAGUUUAGUUUCUAGUAGAACUUUAACUGUCUCUGUUGCCCUUAAUUGCAGCUAAUGUGACUCCAUUCAAAAAUGCAAAUCGGCAGCCAGGUCUAACGUAACGUUGAAAGAUAAAUUGGGUCUCCGUGUUUGCAGUAAGCUGUGAGAAUGGCUGGUGUUUGGUUCACUGUAGCUUUCUGGUCUCUUUGCACUUCAAGGCAAAAUUCUCUAACCCCAGCACCCUAUGCUCUAAAAGCAGGCUGUCUCCAAGCUGGCCCCCCGUCCCCGCCUCAGAAACUCACCUCGUCCUCUCUCUGUCUCUUUUCCCUCAGGACGCACCGACCCUGUGCCCAUCACCCUCAAGUAUGAUGUCAUGGGGAUGGGACGGAUGGAGAUGGAGCUGGACUAUGCAGAGGACGCCACAGAGAAGAGAAGAGUUCUCGAAGUGGAGAAGGAGGACACAGAAGAACUGCGGCAAAAAUACAAGGACCAGAUGGAAAAGGAGGCAGCCAUUGCAAAGGCUCUGGAAGACCUGAGAGCCAAUUUCUACUGUGAGCUAUGUGACAAACAGUACACCAAACACCAGGAAUUUGACAACCACAUUAACUCUUACGACCACGCUCACAAGCAGCGGCUCAAAGAGCUCAAGCAGAGGGAGUUUGCUCGUAAUGUCUCAUCCCGUACCCGUAAAGGUGGGAAGAAGCAUGAAAAGAUGCUGCGUCGAUUGCAUGAGCUGGCUGAGCAGAGGAAACAACAGGACCGCACUCCAGGAAGUGGGCCCAUGUUCAAACCUACGACGGUGGCCGUAGAUGGCGAGAUGCCAGAAGAUGGCGACCUGACGCCGGAGAACACGGCUUUAACAGACUGUGUCCUGGAAGGAUCUUUUGCAGAUAAAAGUGAGGAGACCUCCCCGAAGCCGGUACCAACCAUCAGCUUCUCUCUGGGGAAGAACAGCGCCACCUCCCCGACCCCGAGUGGAGCGUCCAAAGUCAGCGUGUCCUUCUCUUUUGCCAAGAAAGCCCCCGUGAAGCUGGAGACGGCUGCGGCAGUGUUUGCAGAUCAUGGAGAGGAAGCUAUGGAGGAAGAGGAGAGCCAGGAGGGAGAAAAGGCUGGAGGGCAAGAGGAGACGUCGGGCAGCAGCACAAACAGCCCUAAGGAAGGAUCCGGAUCAGGAGGAGGUGAUGAAGGAGAGGCCGCUGUUGUGGAGGAAGAGGUGCAGCCGCCUGAUGACGGAGCCUCUUUAGCCUCCACUCUCAACAAACUGAAGAUGAUGAUGAAAAAAGAGGAAGGAUAUGCUGGACAGGAGCCUCAGUACUAUCACUACAUACCUCCAGCUCACUGCCGGGUAAAGCCUCACUUCCAGUUUUUGCUGUUCAUGAAGGCCACUGAUCAGUGUCCAACCAAAGAUGAGGAAGACGAAGACGAGGAGGAGGUGCAGGAGAAGAACGACGAGGAGAAGGACGACGACGAGGAGGACGACGACGACGACGACGAGGAGGAAGAAGAGAAGAAGGAUGAAGAUAGUCCUGAACAGACGGAGCCCGACGUCAAAGAGUGCAAGACUGAAAAAGAACAAGAUAAUGUCCCUUCAUCCCCGGACCCUGAGCCAGCUCCUCCGUCGCCUAAAGUAAAGACGGAGGAGGUCUCUGCGUUAGAAGCAGAAACGGCUCCCAUUGUACCCAGUUCCCCUAAACAGAAAGCCGAGAGUGCACAGGAUACUCUUGAUUCCAACUCGGGUCCUAAAAUCCCCACAGGGCCCUUCUUCCCAGUGCUGAGUAAAGAUGAGAGCACCACCCUGCAGUGGCCCUCUGAGCUCCUCGAGUUCACAAAAGCCCAGCCCUCCCUGUCUUACAGCUGUAAUCCCCUCUACUUUGACUUCAAGCUGUCCCGCAACAAAGGGGUGCGCGGUGGGAAAGUGGCAAAGUCCCCGAAGACUUGUGAAGAAUCUGAUGGCAAGAGGAAAGAGUUGGCUGCCUCAACAGCUGAAGUAGAGAAGACGAAUAAACCUGGGACCAGCACUGACAAAGACAAGCCAACGGUGGCGGGACAGCCCGGCCAACCUGAAGGUGAGGAGCAAAAGCUUGCGGCUGGCAGCAGUAGUGCCAAGAAGAAAAAGAAAAAGAAGAAGCAUAAGAAGUCUGCAAAGAGCUCAAAGCGCAAAGGAAAAGACAAGGGAGCAAAAGAGGAUGCGGAGGGCGAGACCGAGGCCACGCAAGAGAAGCCCAAAAAGAAGAAGAAACACAAACGGAAGAAGAGCAAAAACAAGGCUCCGGAUCAAGAGGAGGCGACAGGUGGUGAAAAGGAAAAAGAAAAACCAAAGUCGGAGGAUAAAGCCGUUGCCUCCUCUGUUACGCUGACAACCGGAGGGGGAGGUGCUACGGGAAAUACAGGAGUAGAGUCGAGGAAGAGAAAACGCGCUACGAAGGAAGUGCCUUGCAAGUCUGGAGCAGAGGAAGGAGGAGUCGGAAAAGGCACCGACAAGGUCAACUCCUCAGAGGAGCACAGCGGAGCCAAGCGACAAAAGACCGACUCCAGUGCACCUCAAAGUGCCUCCUGCUCCACCUCAGCCCAGAAGAGUCCCGGUCCUGUUCGACCUCCCAGCAGCGAGAGUGAGGAAGAAGGGGGCUCCAAUACUCAGCGCUCACGUCAUCACAGGUCAAGUCCUCGGGAGCAACGCCGCCACCGCAGUGAAGAGUCGCGGCGGUCCUGCAGCCGCUCCUCGAGGCGGGAGGAGAGACGGGGCAGCAGUCACCGGCGCCGCCGAGGCCAGACCUCCCGCAGUCACUCGUACUCCAGCAGCUCUGAGCGCUCCUCCGUGGGCAGCAGCGCCUACAGCCACCGCAGCCGGAGCUACUCGGACAGCGACAGCGACUACAGCAAAGAGGGUCGCAGGCGGAGGCACUCCAAGCGGUCGUCAGACUCCGAGUACGAGCGGAGGGGAAGCCGAGGGCGGAGACGAUCCAGGAGACGCCAGUCCUCUUCCUCCUCCUCGGAAGACUCCCGCUCACGUUCACGCAGCUACAGCCGCAGGAAGAGGCACCGACGGCACCACCGGAGCAGCUCCAGGAGCUCUAGUAGCUGGAGCCGAAGCACCAGCGCGAGAUCCUGGAGGCGCAGCUACAGCCGGAGCCACAGCUCUGCCAGCCGCUCCUCCAGUUCCACCAAAGGCUCCUCUCGCCGACGAGCCCCGAAGGCUCGAGUUGAAACCGACGCGCAGCGCAGAGACUUUAACCGCUCUUGCAUCUACCGCUCCCAGUCGCCACGUUCAUCUUCAUCACGAGGCCUUAACCGCAACGCCCAUUCAUCCAGCUCGCAGUCUCUGAGGCUAGGGGGCUCGCGAGAUGCAGGGGAGCAGAAGAACAGCCUCACCGCUCGCCAGCUGCUGGAGAAGGUUCAGUCUAAGAAAAGCUCUGAUGAUUCUACCACAGGAGCAAAAUCUGGGAUUAAGAUCAAAGACCCACCACAGGGAUACUUUGGUCCCAAACUACCGCCGACUCUGGGAAGCAAAACCAUGCUGCCGCUUUUUGGUAAGCUGCAGGCCGGGAAGAGACCAAUGUUUCCCCUCACCAGACCUGUUGAGGGGGAGAAGUCGGGAGCAGGGAAGUGCUCUGAGGCAGAGGUUAUCCUGGUAGAGCCCAUCAGGGAGUUCCCCCCUCCACCUCCAGCUCCACCGGUCCAGAAGGUGGAAGAGGCCCCACAGAUCACAGUGGUGCAAGAGGAGACGCCACAUCCCACCACCGAGGCCCAACUGCUCCAGGAACCCCAGCUGUUGUUUGAACAGGACUCUUCCAUGACAAUGCCCCAGUACCAAGAAGAAUCGGGACAGGACCCCUCUCAAAAUCCCAUGAUGGACUCCCUCAUGACAGAGAUGCAGCAGCCGCCAAUGCAUGCCUACCCUGCUUACCCACCGCCCAACAUGGAGGAGGACUGCAUGGAGGCGGAGGAGGACGGACUGGCUCCUCUGGAGAGUCAGCCCAUCACGUUCACGCCGGAGGAAAUGGAGAAGUACGGCAAGCUGCAGCAGGCCGCUCAGCAGCACAUCCAGCAGCAGCUCAUGGCCAAGCAGGUGAAGGCGUUUCCCUCGGCCGCCGCAGCAGCAGCAGCCGCCGCCGCAGCGGCCGCCAACAUGGCCCCGGCUCCGCCUCCCCCGACCAUGCAGCAGAUCCACAUCCAGCAGCCCACCAUGUCCAUGGGCUCCGGUGCGUCUAUCACCACGGUGCAGCACGCCAUCCUGCAGCACCACGCCGCCACUGCUGCAGCCAUGGGGCUCCACCCGGCACAUGCCCACCACCAACACCCACAUGCCCAGUUGGCCCAGGUACACCACAUUCCCCAGCACCACCUUACCCCCAUCUCCCUGUCUCCCCUGGGCCACUCCCUGAGCCACUCUCUCGGACACUCCCUGGGCCACUCCCUGAGCCACUCCCUAGGUCACUCCCUAGGUCAUUCUCUGGGACACUCACUAGGACACGCCGGGCUGAUUCCUGCCCACCACACAGCCUUCCUCUCCGGUCAGCCUAUCCACAUUAUCCCGGCCUCUGCACUUCACCACACUCCCUUAGCGCUCCACCAUGUUCCUCAUGCAGCCCUCUACCCCACACUUUUCGCACAACGUCCCUCACAGGCUGCUGCAGCAGCAGCUCUCCAACUCCACCCACUGCUACACCCAAUCUUCUCAGGGCAGGACCUCCAGCACCCACCUAACCAUGGCUCCUGAGUUAUGAUACAAAGUGAAGGAGUUCUAGUCGCAGCACCCAACCACUGGAAGAAAGACUCGACCUGAACCGGCCUGGUUCAGGAUUUUAAGAUGAAGUCUUUGCAGCAACAUGCAGGCAGUGAGACAGGAAGCUGUUGGUAAACUACCCUUUUACCGGCCAACACGGCGCAGGAAUUGUAGCCACAAAGUGGUGCUGCCUGUGUUGUGACAUUAACAUUUUCUUCUGCCUCGUGAGUUUUCUUUCUUUUUUCAUGUUUUGUCCCAAAUUUCUAAACCGGUGGGGUAGAUUUAAAAAAAAAAAUUCCUCGAUACUUUAGUUUCUGUUCCAGCUUGAGGUAUAAUAAUAUUAAUAAUAAUAUCUAUUUAUGUUUCAAUGAUAAAUCGGCGAAACCACUGGAGUUUCCUUUUGUUUUCCCACAGACGAAAUAUUCAGUGUUUUUCUCAUUUUGGCAGCCAAAGACGUAACGGCCGAAUCCCGCUGCGAGGGGAAGUACGUGAUGGGCGAAUGAAACGUACUUAUAUUCACUGAUAUCGUUCAUGUUUUUCAUAUGACUACUUGCUCUCUAUUGGCUCCUUGGUCUCAUAAUUUGUAAUGCAGUAACUUGUACAUAUAUCAGUGUGUAAUGUGAAGAAUCCCACCAAUGAUGACCAUAUGAAAUUCCAGCUGUGGGGUUCCGAAUCGGUAUGACAUAAGAACGCCCUCUCUCUGGUUUGAGGGGAAAUGUGAUGUGGGCUGUGGGCGGGGGCGGGGGCUGUGGGUGGGGGCGGGGACACCCCGACACUGUGAGGCAAAGCGCCUGUUCCCUGUGGUGAGGGUGCACCUGAAUAAAUUGCACUGAAAAUCUGUACAUCGAGAUGGUGCGUUUGCAUCAUGUAACAAUAAGAUUGUAGAAUGCUGCAAUAAUUGUAUUUUUCUGUUUUUAAAUUAUUUUCCAAAAUGCUCUUCAGAAGAAGAGCUGUGUUUUUUUUUUUGUGUUGCUUUUGUGUAAUUUUGUAAAUACAACUGCUGUAGAUUAACCUAUUAACAUUCUAGAGGUUUUGGUAUUGGAAAAAAACAAACAAAAAAAGCAAAAGAUGAGACGUAUGGGCGACGGUCAAGUGUACGUAUUUUAUCACGUUUGUUUAUAAAUUAGCCCGCUGAAGAUGGGCUGAGGCGAAGGAUCGUGAUCUGUCAAACAGUAGCAACUCUGUAUUUUCUAAGAACUUACUGUUUCAGCAAAUAAAAUCUUGAGUUCA
Messenger RNA from Cyclopterus lumpus (lumpfish), 11573 nucleotides. It is a transcript of the gene gpatch8, whose product is annotated as G patch domain containing 8. Gene Ontology annotation, molecular function: nucleic acid binding. Bases 5994 to 10337 code for a protein of 1447 amino acids. Lineage: Eukaryota; Metazoa; Chordata; Actinopteri; Perciformes; Cyclopteridae. Gene Ontology annotation, cellular component: nucleus. The record is from RefSeq and is a predicted model, not a curated record. The transcript is spliced from 7 exons.